Molecule: messenger RNA, 2664 nt
Organism: Ictidomys tridecemlineatus (thirteen-lined ground squirrel)
Lineage: Eukaryota; Metazoa; Chordata; Mammalia; Rodentia; Sciuridae
Gene: Gfi1
Product: growth factor independent 1 transcriptional repressor
Biological process (GO): regulation of transcription by RNA polymerase II
Molecular function (GO): RNA polymerase II cis-regulatory region sequence-specific DNA binding; DNA-binding transcription factor activity, RNA polymerase II-specific
Source: RefSeq, a predicted model, not a curated record
CUGAGCUGUGGCAGUGCCGGGAGCGAACAGGGCUCGCGCCACCUGUCCGAGUGCCACCUGGUCUCUGCUGGGGCUGAAGGAACACUUGGAGUGACUGUGGGCUGACGGAGGCUAUAGGAACAUUUGGAAAGGAGUGGGGAAAGCGUUGGGCCACCAUGCCGCGCUCUUUUCUCGUAAAGAGCAAGAAGGCUCACAGCUACCACCAACCUCGCUCCCCGGGACCAGACUACUCCCCCCGUUUGGAGAAUGUACCAGCUCCAGGCCGAACAGACAGCAUUUCGAGUUCAGGAGAGGGGAAGGCGGAGCCCGGGGACCGUUUGUCCCCUGAGUCUCAACUGAUCGAGGCCCAGGACAGAGCCUCUGCGUCUCCGGGCAGCUGUGAGGGCAGCGUCUGCGACCGGAGCUCGGAGUUUGAGGAUUUUUGGAGGCCUCCUUCACCCUCCGUGUCUCCAGCGUCAGAGAAAUCCAUGUGUCAGUCGCUGGACGAAGCCCAACCCUUCCCUCUGCCUUUCAAGCCGUACUCAUGGAGUGGCCUGACGGGUUCUGACCUACGGCACCUGGUGCAGAGCUACCGGCCUUGUACAGCUCUGGAACGCGGCCCCGGCCUCGGUCUCUUCUGCGAGCGCACACCGGAGCCUGGCCACCCGGCCGCGCUCUACGGCCCAGAGAGGGCUGCAGGCGGCGCGGGGGCUGGAGCCCCAGGAAGUUGCAGCACAGGAGGUGGCGCUGGCGGUGGCGUGGGCCUGGGGCUCUAUGGCGACUUUGGAUCUGCUGCGGCAGGGCUGUAUGAGCGGUCGACGGCAGCGGCUGGCCGGCUGUACCCGGAUCGCGGCCACGAGCUACACGCGGAAAAGGGUGCUGGUGUCAAGGUGGAAUCUGAGUUGCUGUGCACCCGCCUUCUGCUGGGCGGCGGCUCCUACAAGUGUAUCAAGUGCAGCAAGGUGUUCUCCACGCCGCACGGGCUCGAGGUCCACGUGCGCAGGUCCCACAGCGGCACCAGACCCUUUGCCUGCGAGAUGUGCGGCAAGACCUUCGGGCACGCGGUGAGCCUGGAGCAGCACAAAGCCGUACACUCGCAGGAGCGCAGCUUUGACUGUAAGAUCUGUGGCAAGAGCUUCAAGAGAUCAUCUACACUGUCCACACACCUGCUUAUUCACUCAGACACUCGGCCUUACCCCUGUCAGUACUGUGGCAAGAGGUUCCACCAGAAGUCAGAUAUGAAGAAACACACCUUCAUCCACACUGGUGAGAAGCCCCACAAGUGCCAGGUGUGUGGCAAGGCAUUCAGCCAGAGCUCCAACCUCAUCACCCACAGCCGCAAACACACAGGCUUCAAACCCUUUGGUUGUGACCUGUGUGGGAAGGGCUUCCAGAGGAAGGUGGAUCUCCGGAGGCACCGAGAGACACAGCAUGGGCUCAAAUGAGCACCCUCACUGGCUGCAAGCAGCAGCUACACGACACGACACUACGGAGGAUGGCUUCCCUGCUUGCCUCUAGCCUCUCUAAUUUCUCAGGCUCCCCAGUCCAGUCUGCAGAUCCCACCAAGGUGAAUCCCCUUCACCUUACUUUCUGUAGCUGCCAGAGGGAACAAGUUACCUUUUUAAAGUUCUUUGCCGAGUGGGAACCACAGCAACUCGCUGGACUUUAGGCUACUCUACACCUGAAGAUGUGAAGUCAAGUGGGGAUCAGAUAAAAUCUUGGACUCCACAGUUCUUCUCAUUUCUACCCUGUUCCACAGACAAGAAAUUUCUUCAGGUGUUGUCUCUCUUCCUGAAUUCCCCUAGAUACUUAUGUGGAAGAGAAGGAGCCCCCAUUUACAAGUGGACACAUGCUAUAGCUUUAGCUAGAAAGAGGAGUGAGUGUUUUGUUGUUGUUGUUUUGUUUCCUUCUGGAAAGUUUGUUGACCCCUUUUUGUUGGGUGCUGCCUGUAAAUCUCAGAGGAAUCAUUUCUCCUUCUUGAAGAGUGGUUCAGAAACUGAUUUGGGGAAGGAUCUUAAUUCUUUUGAAAUCACCAGAUGCACCAUCAAGCCUGCCCCAGGAAGAAACAGAAAAAUACACUUGGUGAUGAGAGGAGGAUCAGAGGUCCUUUCUGCAGGAGGCCUGUGAAGACCUCAUCAGAGGUUAAAAACAUGAAGCAGUGAACAAGAUGUCAUUUAUUCAUUCAGCAAAUAUUUAUUAACCUUUGGUUACCAAGGUACCAGUUACUAUGCUAGGUACUAAAGAGCCAGAGAUUAAAAUCAUAGCUCCUGCCUCUGCCCCGCAAAAGCUAACAUUUGUACCUCCAGGUGGCUGGGGUCUGUGCUUUUUUCCCUUCCAAGGGAAUGCUGAGACGAGAACACAGAAUCUUGAACCUUCCUUUUUGAUCCUUUUGGAUUUUUAUCAAGUAUAAAAAGUAGCUGAAGAGUUAUUUCAAAGAUUCAUGGGUAUACUCAGUUUUUAUUGUUAAGCUGAUAUUUUUAAGAUGUCUGAGCUUGUAGGCACAUAGGGUGGAAGGCCCUCUGUCUUCAGCUCUUUGGCCUUCCACGUGUACCAUAUGGGGGGAAAGGCGAUAUUUUUACUUUGAUGAAGUUUGUAAAUGAUUUUAGAUCUUUGGGAGUGCAUUAUGUUUGUUAUUACAUAUUUAUUAGAGUGAUGUAUUAAGUUAAUAAAAGAUUAAGACUAUUA